AUGUUGAACUCUCGACGUCAGGUGAUUCAGCACGCCAAUGGACAGACCACUGCGUAUAUUUAUGACUCAUUUACCGAUCCUUGGAGGCCACGAGAGACCAUCCUCAUCCAACACGGAUUCGCACGGACAGCCGAGCACUUUUACCACUGGGUGCCAGCCCUUUCACGCCAUUACAACAUUAUUCGACGAGAGCUUAGAGGCCACGGGGGCUCAAGCUACCCAAAAGGCAAUGAGCGAUCUGACUAUCAGUAUUCUGUCAACACGAUUAUGGACGAGAUCAAGGACACACUCGAUCAGAUAGGUAUUGAGAAAGUCCAUUUUAUAGGAGAAUCGACCAGUGGGAUGCUGGCAGAGAUCUUUGCCGCGACGUACCCUGAGCGAGUCAGCUCUGUCGUAGUGUGCUCGUCACCUACAUCCUUGCCACCAGAGGCGCAAAAGUUCUUGGCCUUUGGGAUGGAGUCCUGGCCAGAAGCAUGCCGUCAGCUGGGAUCGCGAGGAUGGGCGACACGUCUGACGGCAACUAGUGGGACAGUAGGUAGCAGUGAUGCAGCGUACCUCGAGUGGUGGACUGACAGGGUCGCUGUCAGCGAUGGCGAAGGCCUUGCUGGCUAUGCCGAGUUCUUGAGUAGCCUUGAUGCUUGGCCAUAUCUCAAGCGCAUUGAGGCACCCAUGCUGGUUCUGGCUCCAACUAAAAGCGCUCUGGUAACAGUCAAGUCGAUGGAGGAUCUCGUUGCUGAGGUGCCGAAUGCUAGAUUGGAAGUGGUGGAAUCUGAAGGUCAUGAGAUUUAUGCUGAGGCUGAGGAACAAUGCUUGAGUAAAAUCAUUAGUUUCCUGGAAGGUAUCGAAGGAUUAUAA
Messenger RNA from Fusarium mangiferae, 855 nucleotides. RefSeq lists its product as uncharacterized. Lineage: Eukaryota; Fungi; Ascomycota; Sordariomycetes; Hypocreales; Nectriaceae. The transcript has a single exon. The record is from RefSeq and is a predicted model, not a curated record. Bases 1 to 855 code for a protein of 284 amino acids.